Messenger RNA from Laccaria bicolor S238N-H82, 639 nucleotides. RefSeq lists its product as uncharacterized. NCBI's taxonomy places the organism in Eukaryota, Fungi, Basidiomycota, Agaricomycetes, Agaricales, Hydnangiaceae. The record is from RefSeq and is a predicted model, not a curated record. Bases 1 to 639 code for a protein of 212 amino acids. The transcript is spliced from 2 exons.
AUGAGCCCAAUGUCUUGGAGGGGAAUGUCGAGUCUGACGGACUUGGCUCCCCCAUGCCUUUUUCUGCGAGUAACCCACUCGAAGGACUUCGGCGUCACCUUGGUCACCGUCCGUUCCACAAUUCGCCUGUACCAUCCCCAUUCGCCUGUACCAUCUGUACAGAACCUCGGUGCCUUGCAAGAAAACACCGAGUCUCGUGAAGUCAAAACCGUUGGGCGUCCUUCUAAUGACAACCCACUUUUCGGUUUGCCGCAAGACGGGCGCUACAAGCCAUCCGAGUUGCAGGACUUAACAGCCGCAUUUACGCGUCUCUCGACGUCCAACAAUCCCGGCUCAAGCACUGGAGCUUUGUUCCAAGCCUGUACCCCGCCCGGUCCCUCGGCGACCCGUCUUUCUCCUAGGAAGGGUUUAAAGUAUUAUGCCAUCAUCAUUGGAAAAUGCAUCGGCGUUUACUACGGUGAAUGGGAUGACGUCAGGUGCCUCAUAGACUACGUUACGGGUGCUCAAUACAAGUCCUUCAAGUCUCUUGCAGAGGCGGCUGAGUUUUACCUAGAGCAUAAGACGAAGCAUAAAGUUAGGGUGGUUCGUAAUCCAGGAGAUGGGGAUAGGUUUGGUCCUGAGGCCGAUGCCAUUCAGUAG